AUGUCUCCUCACACGCCUUCCCCGUCCUCCCAACUUUUGAAGCCACAGCGGGUGCUUGCGUGUGUCCUCUGUCAGCAGCGCAAAGUGAAGUGUGAUCGCAAAUUUCCUUGCGCAAAUUGCACCAAGUCCCGGGCGCAAUGUGUACCGGCAAAACUGGCUCAGCGCCGACGAAGACGCAGAUUUCCCGAACGAGAGCUGAUGGAGCGACUCCGCAAGUACGAGAACUUGCUCCGUCAAAACAGUAUUACCUUCGAACCACUCCAAAACGAUUUGGCUAGAGAGAAAGAAUCUCUCAACGCGGAGAGUGACGAUGAUUCGGACGAUGAGCAUCCGGAAACUGUGGGGCCAGAUUUGUCCACCCUCUCGACUACCGUCAAGUCCGAAAGAGGUUAUGAAGCCAAGAACAUCUGGCACGCCAUGAGCCAAGGAUUCCGAGACUCGGACAAUGACGACGAUUCCUCACAUGACGAUGUGCGUGAGACGGCUUUCAAGAAGGCGUGGGAUCAAUCGGUUGACAGUGAUGACCAUCUUCUGUUUGGCACACGGGGGCUAACUGUCGACCUUUCGACUUUGCAUCCCGACCCAGUUCAGAUUUUCAGACUCUGGCAGAUUUACUUGGACAACGUAAACCCCCUGCUCAAGGUCACACACACUCCCAGUCUGCAAGGACGCAUUAUAGAAGCUGCCAGUAAUGUUAAAAAUAUCAAUCCCACCCUGGAGGCGCUCAUGUUCAGCAUAUAUUGCAUGUCCAUUCUAAGUAUCAUCGUGGAGGAUUGCCAGAACAUGUUUGGUUCUUCAAAAGAGGAUCUUUUGAUGAGGUAUCAGUUCGGAUGCCAGCAAGCGCUGCUGAACUGUGGGUUUUUACGGACUAGCGAUCGUGACUGCUUGACUGCAUUAUAUCUCUACCUAGUCUCUGUCAGACCCAGCACCGCUCCUCAGUCUCUGUCCUCUAUGCUUGGUGUCGCAAUCCGCAUUGCGCAACGCAUGGGUGUUCACAGCGAGUCGGCUUUGGCAAAAUGUACUCCUCUUGAGGCCGAAAUGCGCCGAAGGCUGUGGUGGUCGCUCAUACUCUUUGACACUCGCAUCAGCGAGAUCGCCAACUCCAAGACCGUAACGCUAGAUCCCACUUGGGACUGCAAGAUUCCUCUCAAUGUGAAUGAUUCUGAGCUCCGACCAGAGAUGAAGGGGCCACCAGCGAUUCAAGGAAAAUCCAGCGAGGCAUUUUUUGCUGUUGUACGUGGCGAGAUGGGUGAAUUUAUCCGCCACACCGUAUUCCACCUCGAUUUGACCAGUCCGGCUUUAAAGCCCAUUGCCAAGCAUUUUCAGAACGGUCUUGCUCGAGAAGGAGGAGAGCUGGUCAAGCUCGAGGAGAUGAUUGAGGACCAAUAUCUCAAGUUCUGUGACCAAGAGAACCCAAUCCACUUCAUGACGACCUGGACAACGCGAGCAUACCUUGCCAAAUGUCGCCUCCUGGAACACCAUUCAAGAUAUUCUAGCUCGUCCGUGCGUCGGACGGAGGCACAGCAUGACGCUGCCACUUCUCAUGCGCUUAGGAUGCUCGAGUGCGAUACGAAGAUCAUGACCUCACCCCUGACCAAAGGAUUUCUCUGGCUGAAUCACUGCUAUUUCCCAUUUCCAGCAUACAUUCAAAUCACACAAGACUUGAGAAGGCGGCCGAUUAGCGAGCAAGCUCGACAGGCUUGGAACAUUAUGAGUGACAACUACGAGACUUGGUUCCAUUCUCAAUUUAGAGCCGAUGGUCCUUUCUUCCAAAUUUUCACCAAAAUUGUCCUCCAGGCAUGGGAGGCAUGUGAAACAGCCUCCAAGCAAUUGGGAGAGACUUUGGCACCACCACGAAUGGUGUCAUCCAUCAAACACACCCUGGCACAAAUAGCGCAACAUGCAAGGAAUACUGACACAGAACAGCCGAACAGCAUUAUGGGCACGGGGGGAACUGAUCAGUUUCCGAUACCAACGCCGAUAGGCUUUGCUAACCAGAACCUGCCGUAUAGUAUGGGAAUACAGAAUAGUUACGCAGUGAUGAGGCCGGAGAUAUACUCUGGCUUACCAGGACAAGCUCCGUUAGACGUUCAUAUGAACCAACUGGACUGGACUGCGUUAGGCGAACGGGUCAGUUGGGAAGGCUUCUGA
This is a messenger RNA of Rhinocladiella mackenziei CBS 650.93, 2151 nucleotides long. RefSeq lists its product as uncharacterized. Bases 1 to 2151 code for a protein of 716 amino acids. Gene Ontology annotation, molecular function: DNA binding; DNA-binding transcription factor activity, RNA polymerase II-specific; zinc ion binding. The record is from RefSeq and is a predicted model, not a curated record. Gene Ontology annotation, biological process: regulation of DNA-templated transcription; DNA-templated transcription. The transcript has 4 exons. Lineage: Eukaryota; Fungi; Ascomycota; Eurotiomycetes; Chaetothyriales; Herpotrichiellaceae.